This is a messenger RNA of Oreochromis niloticus (Nile tilapia), 2546 nucleotides long. RefSeq names its product gamma-aminobutyric acid receptor subunit rho-2. Gene Ontology annotation, molecular function: extracellular ligand-gated monoatomic ion channel activity; GABA-A receptor activity. Gene Ontology annotation, biological process: monoatomic ion transmembrane transport. The coding region runs from base 785 to 2026 and encodes 413 amino acids. Gene Ontology annotation, cellular component: membrane. The transcript is spliced from 9 exons. NCBI's taxonomy places the organism in Eukaryota, Metazoa, Chordata, Actinopteri, Cichliformes, Cichlidae. The record is from RefSeq and is a predicted model, not a curated record.
AAGGCCAGGCUCAGAGACCAGGAUGGUGGACGGUCCUCUAUCAAAGAAAGUUGUGGAUGGAACUAAAACCCGGAAGGUAAAGACCAGCCACCUCCUGCGCAUUGAUGAACACGAUUUCACCAUGAGGCCCGCAUUCGCAGAUGCAUUUGUGCAACCCACCUCCUUCCCAUCUCCACCUCUCAUCACUCAAGCUCCACUCAAGCCACCUUCAUCUCCACCACCAGCAUCUAGGCUCUGGGGGGGGGGGGGGUCCCUCUCACAGCUGAGGUUCCGUUCUGCCGAGACGGGCCAUCGGAGUCUAAGCGCUAAAUACAUCUGUCUAACUUCUGUUCAUCAAUAAAUCAAUUCAUUCUUUAAUGAUAUGUCCUUAUUGAACUGAUUUUACCAAGUCUGCUUUAACCUCUUCCCUGCUCAUUUUCCUAUUUAGAGGCAAAAUCACCCACUACAACGCAGGCAACAGAAAAUAGAGCUAUGUUUUUAUUUUGCUCCACUUAACUGAUUCAAGCUGAGGACCUGUAUUAGAAUUAAAAUUAGACUGAAAUAAAGUUGAUAUUCUUAUAUACUAAUGUUAUUUUAUCAUGACAUUAAUAUAGCACAGGAUUCAGUUAGUUUUGCAUAAAAAUAGGUGGUAAAAAUGUUCUUCAAGGAGCUACUUUACUUUCUUACUCUGAGUACAUUUCAGAGCCGAUAGUUUUUCAUACUUGAGUAAAGAAGUUUAAUUAGUACUUCAAUUUUUACUGGAGUAUUUUUAACACUACUAUCUGCACUUCUACUUAAGUACAGAAUGUAUGUACUUUUGCCACUACUUCAGAUUUGUUUGUUUAUAUCUGAAGGUCCAGCUGUCCCUGUUGGGGUGGACGUUCAGGUGGAGAGUUUGGACAGCAUAUCAGAGGUAGACAUGGACUUCACCAUGACUCUGUACCUGAGGCACUACUGGAAAGAUGAAAGGCUGGCAUUCCCAAGCGCUACAAACAAAAGCAUGACCUUUGAUGGUCGCCUGGUGAAGAAAAUAUGGGUACCUGAUGUGUUCUUUGUCCAUUCCAAGAGGUCCUUCAUCCACGACACCACUACUGACAACAUCAUGUUAAGGGUCUUCCCAGAUGGUCAUGUUCUUUACAGCCUGAGAGUAACAGUUACUGCAGCUUGCAACAUGGAUUUUAGUCGUUUCCCUCUGGACUCACAGACAUGUACACUGGAGCUGGAGAGCUAUGCUUACACAGAUGAGGACCUGAUGCUUUAUUGGAAAAGUGGCGAUGAGUCCCUGAGCACAGAUGACAGGAUUUCUCUGUCUCAGUUCCUGAUUCAGAAGUUUCACACUACCUCCAGGCUGGCUUUCUACAGCAGCACAGGUUGGUACAACCGUCUGUACAUCAACUUCACGCUGCGGCGUCACAUCUUCUUUUUUCUACUGCAGACCUACUUCCCUGCUACUCUAAUGGUGAUGCUGUCCUGGGUGUCCUUCUGGAUUGACCGCAGGGCUGUCCCUGCCAGAGUCUCAUUAGGUAUAACUACGGUGCUCACCAUGUCCACCAUCAUUACUGGAGUGAAUGCUUCCAUGCCCAGGGUCUCCUACAUCAAAGCUGUGGACAUUUACCUCUGGGUCAGUUUUGUCUUCGUCUUCCUGUCUGUGCUAGAAUACGCUGCCGUAAACUACCUGACAACUUUGAGGGAUGGGAAAGACCGCAAACUCAGAGAAAAAGUUAAAGAACAGUCCCAGACACUCCCUUGCACAUGUGGCAUGCCCCAUACCAAGACCAUGAUGCUAGAUGGGACAUACAGUGAGGAAGAUGCCAACAGUCUGGCGGGAUACACAAGAGCCUCGAUGGUUGCCGAGGACAUAUCAGAUAAACAGGAACAGAUGGUAGUGCAUCUGUCUUUGGACAACGAGUCCACUGGCACCAAGAAGAAGGGCAUCCGUGGCUUCCGGAUCAUUCAGAACACCCACGCCAUUGACACAUACUCUCGUAUGAUUUUCCCAGGCGCAUAUAUCCUCUUCAACCUGAUCUACUGGUGUGUGUACUGUUGAGAAUUUUAGCUCAAAUUAUAGUAGUGAAAGAAAAUUACUGUGAAACCAUUCUGUUGGAUGUAAGCCCGAGGUUUACCUGUUCAAGUUUGCCAGGAUGACCUAUCAAAGACAUCUGGGUGUGAAUACUACAUCUACCCAUUUCAUUGUUGGACUGGACAUUGGAUAUAGCUUAUUUUUUAAUUUUUAUUAAUUAAUCCUUUAUUUAUCCAGGUAAAAAUCUCACUGAGAUUCAAAACUCAUUUCCAAGAGAGACCUGGCAUCAUGGCAGCAAAAGACCUUCUGUUCCUGCCUCAUAAGCUAAUAUGUACCCAAGUCACGCUGAGAGAAAACUCAUGGGGCUGGUUGCACAUUCACUCUAAUACAGCGGUCCUCAACCCCCGAACCACAGACCAGUUCCGUGAGCCGUUUGGUACCGGGCCGCAAGAGUUGAGGCUUGGGUGUGAAAUUUAUGGUUUUCAGGGAUUUUAUUGGUUUUUAUUGUUAUUUUUUAUCGUUAACUCGGUUUCCCUGGGUCUUUUCC